Molecule: messenger RNA, 4462 nt
Organism: Macrobrachium nipponense
Lineage: Eukaryota; Metazoa; Arthropoda; Malacostraca; Decapoda; Palaemonidae
Gene: pkaap
Product: A-kinase anchor protein 10, mitochondrial-like
Exons: 10
Coding region: 108-2183 (691 amino acids)
Biological process (GO): intracellular protein localization
Cellular component (GO): mitochondrion; plasma membrane
Molecular function (GO): protein kinase A binding
Source: RefSeq, a predicted model, not a curated record
AUUGAGUCUAUCAGUGUCAGUAUUGUUUACUCGGUCAGCUGGGACAGGAAGAGACUAUUUAACAAUGGAUUAUUAUAUUCUUUGACAAAUAAGGUCAAGACGGCAGGAUGUCGUUGUUAUGGAAAAAAUUCCGUAAGGCAGGUGGAGGAGGAAGCAGCAGCCCUAAUCAUACUGGCCUUGUGGAAGAUAGGGUUGUUACUCAGUCUCCAUCCCACAGAGGAAUUGUGUUGCAUAAAGGGCCAGAGGCUGUGUUGAAAUUAUCAGAUCAGCACUCACUCACUCCUAGGUAUAUCACAGAGCCUGAUGAACAGCUUUUUUUGUCAGAUGCAGGUGAUGGAGUAGAAGACCCAUUAAUGGUUGAAUCUCAGUUUGUGAAAACAGUAUCCGACAUAUUCAGCAGUCAUUCAACGCUUCCAUACUUCUUACAGUUUUUGCAAGGAUGGGGAUCAGAUAAGUAUGCUAGGUUUUGGCUUGAUGUUACUAGUUUCAAAGCAUCAGCAGAGACACAUAUUCACACUAAUGAUACUCAUCUUUAUGAAAAGAAACUUGUAGGUGAAGGUUGCCUAAGUGAUAGUGAUAAGGGAAGAUGCUGCAACAAAGAUAAAACUGUUGUAAAGCACACAGAAAGUAUUAGUGUUGUGACCUGUCCUCAGUUAGAUGUAUGUGACAAAAGUUUGAUAAGUUUUAAAAGUGAAGUGAGCUCACAUGGGAAGCGGUUAGUAUUACCAGAUUUAGUAAGCAAUAUUAAAACGGCUGCCAAUGUCACACCAUUAAACUCUCCUGAUGGUCCAUCCCAUGUGCAGAAUUAUGUUAGUCCGUUUCCUGGACAAUGGAGUGAUUGGCGCUCAAGUGAAAUUUCAGAUACAAAGCUAAACAGUAUGAUGAAGGAAGAAUUGUUUCAGCCAAAUAGUGAGCCUUUAACAUUCUCAGUGAAAGGUGAGAGUAGUGUUAUGCUUUCAAAUUCAUUGACUCUAUCAAGAGCCCAGAAGUUAAGACAAAGCAUUGCUGAUGAUGCUUUAAGAAUUUUCCAGAAGUAUAUUUCACAAGAGGCUGAGCUGUCCAUUGGUGUAGAUGACUCAACAAGGGAGGAAAUACACCAGAAGAUUUGUGUGACAAAACAGGACAUCAGCUCAGACUGCUUUGAAUCAGCUCAAGUGAUUGUAUUUAACCACAUGGAGAAAGAGUUUUUGCCUAAGUUCUUGGCCAGUGAUUAUUACCUCAAGCACCAAAUAGAUGUUCUAACAAGUGGAUCUGUGCGGUUAGCAGAUAUUCUCUAUAGUGAUUCUGCUUUACCUUACUUCAUGGAGUAUGUGGAACAAGAAGGUGGAAGAAAUAUGCUCCAGUUCUGGAUUGCAGCUUCCAAUUUUCGCCAGCAAUUAAUGGAUGAAUCAACAUCAUAUGAUGCUCUACAGACUCAGUCUGAUGCUAUGGUGCUUUAUGAUAAGUACUUUUCUUUGCAAGCCACAUGUCCUCUUGGGUAUAGUGACAAUGUGCGUUUUAUUGUAGAGGGUAACAUCUGUCGAGAGGAAGGCCCUUCACAUUUCUGUUUUGAUCUGCCUCUGAGGGUGGUGUUGCACGUAUUAGAAAGGGAUUUCUUGCCAGGUUAUUUGUCUUCCAGCCUGCACAUUAAAUAUUUGAGCGAGCUCAUAAAUACAGUUAAAACUAGUGUAGAAUUGUUGGGUCGCAAAAAACGUUCAGGAUCUGAAAGCACAUGUUCAAGUGAGCAGAGCAGUAGUCAAGGUAUAAGUUCGCAAAAUACUCUUUUGGCUAUGGACUCUGCUCCACAUCGAUUCAGAAACUUGGAUGACCCAACAUUAGCCAUGAGGAUUGAUGAGGCUCAAAUCACUGAUCCAGAUUCUCUUUGGCGGCGAAAAAAUUUCAGCAAAAUGAGCUGUGGUUUCAUCAAUGAACUUGGGAGAUUUGAAUCUGAUCUCCAGCCAGAACCAGAUCGUAAGACUGAGUCAAAGAUCUCCCGUACACUUAAGAAGUUUGUAAAUAUGGAUGAGAUUAAAGUUAAGGAGGAUAUGGCCUACAAAGUUGCUGAGAUGAUCAUUAAAGAUGUGACAAGCAUCACGCUGGGCUCACAGCAUAGCAGCACGCGGUCAAGUGUCACAUCAUCAGUGCCUCCUCUCUCUCCGUCAUCAGUUUCACAAGACAAUUUAAGUGAUGUAUUCCCUUCAUGAUAACCUGUUUAAAAAGAAGGAGUCUCUUCUUUAAAUGGGGUGUAUAAAAUCUUGUUAAUGUUUGUAAACCCAAAGAAACAUUCUUACUUUCUGGUAACUACUGAUGUGGGAUUUCAUCCAGAUUUAGUUUUACAUUACAGUGUAGUUAAAUAUUUUGAACUGUGCUACACAUUGGCUUUGAAGGUUUAUACAGUGCUUGAAAAUAAUUAUUUAUAAAGUUUUUUGAAAUAUUUCCUUUUCAGAAAAUUUAACAUUUAAAGAAAAAAUUAAAUUCAGUGUUUUAAUACUGUUUUAACACAAUUGACAAUCUUACUGGCUUUGUGUUUCAGUUAAGUGCAUGCUGACAAAACUUUAUGAUCAUACACUGCUUUUGCUAUUAAUAAUACUUUAUGUUGAGGUAUUCAUAAACUGCUAUACUAAGUAUCAAGAAAAUUUUCUAAUUAUAAUAGGCACAGAAUAUCUCCUGUAUAAUUGCCUUAAAACCUGAGUCUCUUUCCGGAGAGUUGUGAUAUUUUUGGGUGAUGAUGAGAGAACCUUUCCCAUUUACAAUGAUAUUUAUAUUAAUGGUGUCAUGUACGUAUAUGAUUUUGGUUGUCAUGAGUAUUUUAUUUUAACCCUAGCAUAUGGUGAAUGGUGGAAUUCAGGCUAUGAACACAGAGUUGAAUAAUUUGUAUGGUCUUCAAGGUUUUAAUGAUUGAAGGGCUUUUAUUUGGUCAGGUUGUCAAGGCUUCAGUGCUGCCUGCUGUGCCUAGAAGUUUCCCAAAUAAAAGAAGCAUAACUUGGUGCUCUCUCUCUCUCUCUCUCUCUCUCUCUCUCUCUCUCUCUCUCUCUCUCUCUCUCUCUCUCCCCCCCCCCCUCUCUCUCUCUCAUGUGCAUAGAUAUUACUUUGUAGCCAUAUGUUCCACAAACCUGUGAAUCUCUAAUAAAUAUACUGCAAGAAAUUAACAUAGGACAUUGUGUUCUUUAUUCCAGCCAUAUUGGGGAAAUCAGCAGAGUUGGCGGAGAGAAAAUGAAGAUAGAUAUCUGGCAUUGUUGUAAGCACAGGACUCCUUAGCUUUGUUAGGUGUCUUUUGUGUUGGAAUUUUUGUGCUGGCACUGAAAGGUCGUCUAUUUGUACUUUUUUAUCCAUUUGGUUUGUAUUGAUACACAGUUUCAGGGUGUUCACAGUUAAAGAUAUAAUAGCAUAACAUCAAUAAAUUCUAUGUACGUAAUUGGAUUUUUAAUAUAGUACUUUGUCAUUGUGCUUGGUGUGAUAAGGCAUUGAGUGUAAGCAAAAAAAUUACUUCAUAAAAGGUUUGUGGCAAGCUGAUGAGCAGUUACUAUGUUCUAAAUAUUUUAUACAUUUUGAUGAAUAUUAGUUGGAAUGUCAGUGUCCUAUUUGGUUCUUAACCCACUUGAAAAUUUCAGGUUUUCUAUUUUUUUUAAUCCAAAUAAUGUUAGAUUCAAUGCUUUUUAACCUUUUUAUUCUCUCUCAAAAGCCAAAUACAUAUGGAAUUAUACUCUUCAAGCUAAGUUUUAUAAAUAUAAAGCUAAGUUUUAUAAAUAUAUGGUCAGAUGCAUAAUGUUGGUGGUAUAUAGUAGGUAAUUUUUUGUUUGUCACUACUCCACCGGCCAUAUAAAUGCCUAUGUUUGUGACCUAGUGUUCCCAUAAGUUUGGUAGUCCUUUGUCUGAUUUUGCUCACCUGGAGCCACUGGUAUGCAAAUCACCUUUCUGACUUUUUGUAAAACUGCAUUGUUGUUAAAAGCCAUGUUCAUUGUUCAUUGGGUGUUUGCUUUGCAGCAGGACUGCCUAUUACUAAUCAUGUCACAUUUCCCCUUAUUUCAUUAGCAUUUUUUUCAAUACAUUUUCUCUUGAAAUGCUCUCACUAAUUGGUGAGAGUGAAUUCUACAUUUAGCAAGUACUGAUUGAUCAUCAUUAUACUACGUAUUGCCAUUUUGUUGGAUUUUUGGCUUUUAAGGUGCAGCUGUCUGGGAGGGAGUAAAUAAUCUUCUAAACACCGUGAUAUUGUAAACCUUCAAUCCUCAGUGACGAGCUCUGUCAGAUAUGGUCGAACUCCGGGUAGGUCAAAUAAAAAUACGGAUAUAAAUCAGCAACUCUGUACCCUUGUACCCCUACUUUGUCAAUGCUGCAUAGCCAGCAAACAUCACAAGUUAAACUGAAAACUUGGUACAAAAGGCAAUAGGGUAGCUUAUUUUUCAAUAUUUUUAACAAAAAAUAUAUGUACAUCAUAAAUAAUUAAUAAAAACAAAAAAGCAAACCUAUAUUUUUGGGCACAGUU